CGUGGCUGAUUAACGAGGUCGGGGCACACUGCCCUGGCCUCGCGGUUGGGGUGACGUGGGAGACCAAGGUGCCUCUGUGAGCUUUACCGUCUCUUAUACCGCGUUGGAUUCUCCGUCGUCGCCGUAGAGCCCCGGCCAGCUCAACGCGAUGUAUCUCGGGGGACAUGGCGAAUCCAACGCGGGUAUUUCGUAUAUCAAAGACAAGAACGGCAACAUCGGACCAGCCGCUUCAAUCACCAUAGCCGAGAAGUACGGCGCGAUGGACGUUGAUCAAGGCGAGACGAUCACCUACUGCGGUAUCAACUCGAUGGAUACGACUCGCGACACCCCGGCCGACGGCGCGCAGCUCGUCCGCGGAAACAAAGCACUUUUCAAGCAUAUCGAAAAGAAGUUCAGAUCUAACACACUGAACGGGAGUAGUCGUUCCCCUACAGGCGUCGAUGGCAUGAAUCACGGACUCGCCUUGGUAUGUCCAGUUUGGGCCACGCAACUGGGUUCGGUCGGCGCUCUCAAGCCGUCUGAGAACCCUCCCGCGGGUUGUUCCAACAGCUGCAACACCGACUCCAGCCGGGCCGGCCAUCAUCAUGCUCUUCCUUUGAGACGGCCGGUCUUGGCUUGCUCGACCAUUAGAGUCACCAAGAUGGGCGCGUCUAAUCUGUUCGAAGAGGAAUGGGUGGUCCAGCUCCCGGCGGAGAUUUUCGGCCAGAGAUACGCGAUAAAGAGGCACCUCGUCAAUCCGCCGAGGGGCGACGCUGGAAGGAGAUAUCGAUUCUUCAGGCGGGCUGUGGCUGACAAGACGCUCACCCGCGCUGGCAAGGAUGUAGCAAACAUGAAGGACAUCAUGGUCAACUGCGCUCUCACGACUGACGAUGAUACCAUGUCCUGCAUACGCCCAAAUCACUGGAAACAUGCCAGCAUUGCCCACCUCACCCAACAAGCCUACCGCGGGCCUCUUACGGCUCGCGGUCAUUUCGAAUCAACGACAUCGGAACCAAGCCUUGCUGCAAUGGAAGACGCGACUAAUCCCCCGAGUGUUCCGCAAGGCUAUUGUCUGGGGGUGUUUGGGGUCUUGCAGACCGCGACUUAUCCAAUAAUCCUGCUCGGAAGCCUGCUUCAAGGCAAUUCCUCAGCUUUGCCACCAACGACCUCCGCAGGCGGGCGGCGAUUCGCGGCGCUGGACGCUGCCUUUGACAGGCUGGCGGCAUCAUUGCUCGAAUAGGAGUGCUGGAAGCCUUCAUUUUCCACGGAGGGAGCACUCCGGAUUUUGUCGGGGGCCCGCAUGGUCGCGCAGAAGGAGAUGCUCCCUCGA
Colletotrichum godetiae is the source of this 1309-nucleotide messenger RNA. RefSeq lists its product as uncharacterized. The transcript has 2 exons. The coding region runs from base 149 to 1219 and encodes 356 amino acids. NCBI's taxonomy places the organism in Eukaryota, Fungi, Ascomycota, Sordariomycetes, Glomerellales, Glomerellaceae. The record is from RefSeq and is a predicted model, not a curated record.